Gavialis gangeticus (Gharial) is the source of this 1060-nucleotide messenger RNA. It is a transcript of the gene BCAP31, whose product is annotated as B-cell receptor-associated protein 31. NCBI's taxonomy places the organism in Eukaryota, Metazoa, Chordata, Crocodylia, Gavialidae. Gene Ontology annotation, cellular component: endoplasmic reticulum; endoplasmic reticulum membrane. The transcript is spliced from 7 exons. The record is from RefSeq and is a predicted model, not a curated record. Bases 201 to 992 code for a protein of 263 amino acids. Gene Ontology annotation, biological process: endoplasmic reticulum to Golgi vesicle-mediated transport; intracellular protein transport.
UAAGCUGCGGCUGGCACCCCAACUCUUCCCCCCCCCUGCCCCCCCCCCGCAACAAAACAGUUCUGGACCCAUGGUGGGAGUCCAGGUGUCUGAUUUCUGCCUGGGAGGAUUGAGGGAGACUCUGUACCCAGACUCCUGGGUUCUCUGGGGAGGAGAGGGGUGGGGCUGGGAGCCUGAGGGUAUCCCUGGCCUUCUUGCUAAUGUGGGGGGCUAGUGCUGCCCCCCCCAGAACCCCUCCCAGCACCGCCAUGAGCCUGCAGUGGACAGCCGUGGCCACCUUCCUCUAUGCCGAGGUCUUUGCUGUGCUGCUGCUCUGUGUUCCCUUCAUCUCUGCAACCAGGUGGCAGAAAAUCUUCAGGUCCCGCUUAGUGAGGGCAGUGGUGACCUAUGGGAACACCUUCUUCAUCGUUCUCAUUGUAAUCCUCAUUCUGCUUCUAAUUGAUGCGGUGCGGGAGAUCCGCAAGUAUGACGAGGUGCCUGAGAAGGUGUCUCUCCAGCACAGCCCAGGAGCACUGGAGCAUGUGCACAUGAAGCUCUUCCGUGCCCAGCGCAACCUUUAUCUGGCUGGCUUUGCUCUGCUGCUCUCUUUCCUACUGCGGCGCUUGGUGACGCUGCUGUCCCAGCAGGCCUCACUCCAGGCCUCCAAUGAGGCCUUCAGGAAGCAGGCAGAAGGGGCCAGUGAAGCAGCCAAGCGCUACAUGGAGGACAAUGACCGUCUCAAGGAGCAUCUGAAGCUGGCCGGCGUGGAUGUAGCUGACCUGCCCCCCAAGGAUGUGGGGGCCCAGGAGGAGAAUGAGACUCUCAAGGUCAAAGUGCAGAAGCUCAAGGAUGAGCUGGCAACCAGCAAACGCACCCUGGAGAAGGCAGAGAAUGAGGUCCAGGCCAUGCGGCGCCAGGCUGAGGGGCUGACCAAGGAGUACGACCGGCUGCUGGAGGAGCAUGCCAAGCUGCAGGCUGAGCACUCUGGACCCAAGGACAAGAAGGAGGAGUGAGCACCUCCCUUGCUGCUGUGGGUGGGCCUGCUGAACACCCUGCCUCCUCCAUGCCAUCACUACCCCCC